AUGGACAUACAGAGGGCUUCCCUCGUCCCUCCAGACCCAGAGAGUCUGAAAAGGGAACUUCAGCUACAGGUCACCCCAACUGAAUUAAAGUUUCUUGACACUGCGGCCGGGAAGGUGUACCGGCUUCCCAUUACUCUACACAACCUUGGCCGGACCAACCAGAAGAUACGCUUUCAAGAGCCACUGAAGCCGCAGUUCAAACUGAUUUUGAACAGUCUGGACAAAGAACUUGCAUCUGGCCUUCAAAUGACUGCUACGGUGGAAUAUCAUCCAGAUAAAAAUAUAGACAUUUCUGAUCAACUACAUAUUACAAUAGGAAAUAAAACAAUAACAAUUCCUCUGAUUGGGUUAAUUCCAACCUGUCAGUUGGAAGUUCAGUCUGAAGUUCAUUUUGGCACAUUGGUUGCAAAUAGUAAAGUAUAUACUAAAGAGAUUAAUAUCUUCAACCGUGGCAGAGCUGCAGGUAAAUUUAACACACAAUACAAUGGAGAAUUGCCCAUCGUUAUCCUUCCAACCAUUGGCAUCGUGCAGCCUAAGUCAUCAAUGACUAUCAAAAUUGAUUUCUGUGCAGAUAAGGCCAGAAAUGUAGAUGAAAUUGCAAUACUGAAUUUAGAUCGUCGUCCUGCUGCAGUCUUAAAUAUCAAAGCUCAUGUGGUUGAGCAGAUUAUUGAAUUGUUAAAUAUAAAUGAUGGCUCAAAGUUGGAAUGUAUACAAUUUGGCUCUAUUUUCUUUGGAACAUCAAAAAUAGAACAUGCAGUUUUAUUCAAUAAUAGUCCAGAACCCAUAAAUUGGGUGGCCAUAAUGCAAGAUGACUCCGUUGGAGAAGAAUUGGGUACAAAUAUUCUACAAAGAACCGAUGUGGCUUUGAAUAAUCUCACCUACUUGCGCAAAAUAAAGGACAUAGAUGUUACAGAUUUUAUCUCCUGUGUUCCUAAUGAAGGAAAUUUACAACCUUACGAAAAGAUUAUAAUUACACUUUGUUUCAGCCCAAAGCUAAUCAUUGAUGGCAAAAAGAAUGUUGAUCCUUCACACAGGCAGGACUAUGCUGUCUUUUUGAGAUUUGAGUUUGUAGGAAGUAAAGACGGAUUUUUGAGAGAUGAUAACUAUAAAAUAUUCAAAAGUGAUCGGUUUCAGAAAGUGGAAUUAGCACUGACAGGUACAGGAUUUCCUGUUGCUUUACAUUUUGAUCCAGCAAGAAUCCUUGAUUUUGAACCUUGUUUAUUGGGUGAACAUUCAGAUAUCCUCUGUGUUAUGCAAAAUCAAUCCAAAUUACUUCCUGUGAAGUACCUCUUUGAAAAAGUCGCGCAUUUCAAAGUUGAUCCAGAAAAGGGUAAGAUUGAUCAAGGCUGUAUUCAGAAUAUCAAGUGUUCAUUUGUCCCACAUCAGAUUGGAAUCUUUAAAGUGAAGCAGCCGAUAGCAAUUAUUGGUCCAGUUGUAGAUGAAAAUUCAAAGACAAUAUCAAUGAAAAUUUUUCAUCAUAUAUAUUUAGAUUUCAGCAGCAUUUGUAAAGCUUGCACAAAAAAUGUAGUGAUGAAAAUGAAUCCUGGUAUAUCACCUUUCGUCAGUAAUCCUAUUGGAAAAUAUGUGGCCGAAGACUUGGUGAAAAGCAAGAAUCCUGUACCUGUAGCCACGCUUAGGUCGGCCAUGACACGCCUUCAUCAGCACCACACAAAUGAAGGGGCAGUGACUAAAGCACUGAUAGCGUAUCCCAAUGAUCGAACCGCAAGCAUCAGGCCGGGAGACCCACAUAAAAAUUUCAGGACAAUUUUCACAAAAAUUCCAAGAUAUAACUAUCUGGAUCCUGAUUUUGCAUAUACUGAUUUUGAAAAAUUUGUAAAGAAAGCAAAUGAAGACUACUAUAUAAAUUAUAUCAGAGACACAAGAGCUCUACGCCUAAAGAAACAAGUGGAGGGGGAAUGUGUUUAUUCAUGUAACGAUUCAGACAUAGGUCUACAACCAGGAUCAGGGUUAAAAUCACCCAUGCCUUCAGUAAUGGAAAUACGUGCGGAGAGACCUUCCAAGGAUCGUCCUCCAACUACAGCUAAAGGAUUGCUGAGCACCACAAAAAUGGCCUCCAAGGAGGCAGAGUCACUGAACAGAAAGGUUCUCAAAAGACUUAAAUCACACCCAUCCACACCACAAGAAAAACGUGAUUGUAGUUUACGUUUGACACCAAAACAGAUUCAUCAAGUAAUUGUUGGGCCUUCUGUCCUUAACUUUGGAAAUGUCUGUAUCAAUUCCUCAAAUACUGGUCUACUUCAUGUUAUUAAUAUGCUACAUAUGUAUAUUUUGAUCCAUUUAGAUGUUAAUUUAGAUGAGCUUCAAAAAACCAAACAGUUUUCAUUUGUAAUUCCACCUACGUCCAGUGUUAAUAUUUCAAUGAUAUUUGAGUCUUCUACCACUGGAAAGUUUUGGAAAUCAUUCACCUUUCUGGUAAACAGAAUACCCAGUGGGCACAUCCUAGUGAUGGCAGUUGUCCAGCCAGUGCAACUUGAGCUGUCUUCUAAUGAGAUAGUAUUGAAAUCACAAGGUUUCCUGGUGCAAGCAUGUUUUCGGGAGACACUUGAGUUGUUUAAUCGUCAGAAUUAUUCAGCUAAAUUUAAAUGGCUACCAGUAAACUCAAAAAGUGGGAUGUCUUUUUCUAUUCGACCAGCUUCCGGCACGGUAGAAGCAUACUGCUCCCUGAUGUGUGAAGUAUUAUGGCAACCGAGUUACAGUUCUUCGGAUAAGGGAGAAUUUCAUCUGCAUGUCUCCGAAGGAAACACAUCGAUACUGAAAUGUGUUGCACGUGUUGGUCCUACUAAAGUCACAUUUUUGGAACCAAGGAUACUCUUCAAUAAUUGUCCUCAAGGUUUAACAACUUGGAGGAAAGCCAUUCUUCAUAAUGUAGGACCAAAUCAUGGUUAUUACAAGGUUUGUGAGGAGAGCCUUUUACCUAUCGUUGACAUUGUUCCAUCAGAAGGAAUAAUUCCAUUUGGGGGAAUAACUAUUCUCAAUAUUUCCUGUAAACCCGUCACUGCAGAAAGGUUUGAUACUAGAGCAAAGGUUGCUAUUCGUCAUGCAAAUGUCAUAGAUCUUAGGAUUGGUGGAUCUGUGGAGAUUCCUGACGUGGAGAUCAGGCCUAAUAUGUUUGAUUUUAAUGGCACCUACAUUGGUUCUACCCAUAUUAUACCAUUUGUAGUAAAGAACAGAGGUAUGACACCUGUCCGAGUGGAAUUCAACUUAGAAAACAUCCGAUAUUUUUCAAUGAAUCUUAAAGAUAAAGCAGUAAAAUCAACAAAUCCUAAAGCUCCAUACAUAUAUUCUUUGGAGUUAGAGGAGAGUUCAUCAGCGGAAUGUGAUCUGAUAUUUUCCCCCGAAGUAGUAACAUAUGAAUUUUUCAUUCCAACACAAAUUAAUUCUUUCAAAAAUUUACAAGUUUGUACGGAACAUUUGUCAAAGACUCUUUUAGUGUCAAAAAAAGCUCUACACUUCCGACCAUGUCAUGUUCAAGUUACAGUAUUGGAAACUCCAUUGACAAUAUCCAGCACCGAAUUUGUAUUUGCAGUAUCUAUAAAUGAGAUGAACUUUCAAAAGAAAAUCACAAAAACUCAGGAUCUUGUGAUUAAAAAUAUAUCAACACAAAGUGUGAAAUGGAUUUUGGAUUUAAGCAGUGCUGAAAAACUUUGCAAAGAUGGUAUAUUCCAGUUUAGUGCACUGUCUGGGACACUGGUACCAGAAGAAACGUUUAAUAUUUCCAUUUUUUUCUGCCCAAAAAAGACUGCAAAAUACGUGGCUAAUAUUCCUAUAUAUUUAAAUGAUAAUCCUAUUCACUAUCGAAUUUUAUGUCUGACUGGAGAGGUAAAAUCACCCACGUUAUUGUUUGACCCACCAUUUAUAUUUUUCACUCCUGUUCCUUUGGAUGUAACAACUGUAAUGGAGAUUAAGAUUUUACCCCAGAGCUAUUUCAGACAUUCAGUUAUAAAUGUCCAGAUUCCAACAGCAGAGCUUCUUGUUGAUGAUGAGUAUAGCGAAGUUUACCCUCUAUCUGUGGAUUUUCCGAAAGGGGCAGUCAUCACAGGCUCUCCCUGUGGAGUCAAUGAUGAACUCCUCUGCCUGCUUCGCUUCAAAUCAUCUACACCUGUAUCGUUUUUCAUCAACCUUUUUUUCUAUGAUGACAAAGGCAACUGGUUUCCAAUCCCAGUUAGUGCCACAGCAGAAAACUGCAUUCUUACCCUUUACCCAUUUAUGGCAACACAUCUUGAUAAGCACAAAAUUGUCUUAAAGAGUGAUAAAUGUCGGAUUCCUAUGAGGCAUAGAGGCAGUGCUUUUCUUCCUGCCUUGGACUGCAAAGUAUGCUCUCCAUCUUUAGUUAAAAUGGCAGCCACUGCUACUAGAUUUAUUGAUGCUGAACCUACACAUGGAAAUCUAUUUGUUGGAUUGGAAAUUAUGCCAGAAAACAUGAGCUUAAAUAAAUGUGAGUCAAAAAAGAAAGAAAAUGAUAAGUCUAAGGAAAAGGAAUUAAAAAAUGAACAGUUCUUUUCUCCUGAAAAAGGAACACAGGCAUAUGACUUCAUUCAGAAGGUUGUAGAUGCAACCCAGAUCUGGUUCAGUCUCUUUGGCUGGCCUGAAGGACCCCACCUGCUUUCUAUCCCAGAGACAAUAAGAAGGGAUGUACAAAAAAUACAGUAUUACUCCCCCUUAUCACCCAAAAAGUAUACUAGACAAAAUGACUUUACCAAAUAUAAUAAGACUAUUUAUGAUGUGCUGCUUCAUCUGAGUGGACAAAUGCCACCAGAAGUCAAUUCCAAUCAGUCUCUACCUGUGGAUAUCACCGAACGAGUGACUCAGCUUCAUCUACAACACUCCUCACUUCUCAACUUGCUCAGAGAACAUGGGGGAUGUGUUUCUCAUAUAUUGCCAGAAUUUCUGCUUGAACCAGAAGAUUACAAGAAGUGGAUUAAAAUGAAACCUUCCAGGACUGACAGCACGCCCACUAAUUCCUCCACACCUGAGGAAGAAUGUUCUGUCAUAAUAGACAUGAAUAAAUUUGAGGAAUUUAGUAAACGGGCAUGGACAGAUGUUUUCCUUCAAAUAUACAAGGUCCUGAUUCUUUCCCGAAUUGUACCACAUUGCACCAAUGAUAUGCCCCCCAGGCAUGUAAAAAUUACACCAAAAAUCAAUCCUGAUUUUACAUCCAGCAACAUAUAUUCCAUUUAUGAAAGGAUUCUUCUUAGUUGGAUGAAUACAAAUUAUGAGGAUGCUAGACAUAUUAUAUGGAAAAAGGGUCACAAAGGUCCCACUCCUUCUGAGAGAUGGAUAAUAAAUUUUGACAGUGACCUUUCAGAUGGCCUUGUUUUUGCAACACAAUUGGCAACCUAUUGCCCAUUUUUGAUCGAGUCCCAUUUUGUAAAUAUGUACACUGAGCCUAAAAACUGUGAACAACGUCUGCACAAUUGCCUGAUUAUUAUAAAUGCGAUUCGGGAUAUUGCCUUUGACAUGGAAAUACAGGCCACAGACAUCUGUGAUCCAAAUCCAAUCCUGAUGCUAAUGUUUUGUGUCUACAUGUAUGAGAGGCUGCCUUCGUACCUCCCCAAGAAAGUGGUGCCCUUUUAUUGUACUCUACAUGAUACUGUGCUAAGUGAGAUUGUAGUGAAGAAUCCCAGCCUAAAAGCUAUUGUAUAUACUGCCAUAAUUGUUGGAAAAGAUGCUGUUGAUUUCUCUCUUCAACGAGCAGGGACUGUUGUAACAAUUUCUCCGAGAAAUCAAACUAACAUCACACUGAAGUUUACCAGUCGCUUCCUCCAUCCUGCUGAGGCGUCACUACUAUUAAUAUCAAAAACCAAGAAUGCGAGAGGAGGUCCUACUAUGGCUUUUGCUCUUAAAGGCCAAGUCCGCCAUUUUAGAGCCCUAAAAAUUUUGAAGUGCCAAACUCCAUGUUAUCAGUGGAAGGAAAUAACAAUAAAAAUCAAAAACCCUUUUCAAGUGGCAGGCUAUUUCAAUGUCAUUUUGGUUGAAUCCCCAACGUUUUUGUGUAAGCCAUCACAAUUAUCAGAAUCUGGACAGUUUGUCAGCUACGGUUCUGGAGUAAAUGACAGUGAGUGUGAAACAGCUAAGGGCUGUCCCAGUGCCCCGAAUUGCUUAAAGACAUCAAUUAGAUCCAGUUUCAUCAAGGAAUUCUUUUGCUCUAUGCAUAAUAUGUACCUGGAAGUGAAAGGAAGUUCAAAUCUGGAGCUCUUCUUCCUUCCCUUCGAUAUGCAUUUUCGUUACUGUGUUAUCAUCUUGACCAACGAAAAGAUUGGAGAAAUAGUAUAUGCUGUGGAAGGAAAAGGUGAGAUCCCUUUGCCUUCUACUUUCCUUCCAAUGAAACCAUCAACCCCAAUUGACUACGAUAUUUCUCCAGAAGAAGUACAAAGAAAAGAAGAUCCAGUUCUGUACUUAAAGUGCAAACUCCAUGGUAUUCUGGAUAUGAAUCUUAAAUUGCCACUGACUAACGAGGCCAAGGAAAGGGCUUUGGCUUUUGCAGCGCAACAACAGAUGUCAAAUAUGGAGUAUGAGAGAAGACUACUCACGGGCACUCUGGAGAGCAGUAGUGUUCGUGUGGCCAUCGCCCUUUUGGGUCUGACCAAAGUUGAGUCUUUUGUGCUGUUUAAUAUUUCAAAGUUGAAGAAGCCCAAAUCUGUUUUAUAUUUGACUGAAUUGAGCCUUCCAGAACAUUUUACUAUUCCCAAGAAAGUCUAUAUACCUCAGAUUCUAGAGCCUCCAACUAAAUUGACUCAGAUAAUUCAAAUUUCAAAAGCUAAAUUUUCAGAUGGAUCUGUUCCACUUCAUUUAAAAUUUGUUCCUAUCUGUCCUGGUCGAUAUCCGUGUAAAAUUUUGUUGAUAUCAAGAUAUGAUGUGCGUGUCUAUUGUAUUGAAGGCAUAGUGAAUGAUGAAAAUCCAGAGGCCACAUUUCAGUUUGUAACACCAGCGUUCCAACCGCUUACCCAGAAUAUUCCAAUAGCUAAUAAAACACGCAAAGAGUUAAAAUGUCAAGUUAUUAUAGAAGGCGAUUGGUUUGAUGGACCUUCUGUUUUACACAUGGAACCAGGAGAAACUGUACAAUAUCCCCUGACAUUUAACCCCAUUUUAGAAUGUGAGAUUCAGGGUAAACUUAUCCUACAAAGCGAAAUAGAUGGUAUGGAACGUUUCUUUGCCGUGACAGGAAUUGGGAAAAAACCACUGGCCCUGGAGCAUUUUAUUGUGAAAUGUCAGGUGGGGGAUGUGGUAAAUAAAUCCAUAAUAGUACCUAAUAAAACAAGGACUAUUCUGACAUUUAAGGUAACAUCAGAUCUUCCAAUAGUGUGGGGAAAACAACAAAUCACCAUUGACCCAGAUAAUGUAAUUCCAUACGUUCUACACAUGUGCCCUUGGAAACGUGGUGUAUUCAAAGGUAAACUUUUAUUUUCUGUUAAAACCAAAGAAGAUGAUGAGUCAUCUGAUGAGCUAUAUAAAGAUAUUGAAGGCUCCAUGGAGACUUCACUUCCAGAUCUUCCCCCUAUCUUUGUUGAGGAAAACACAGUUAACAAUUUAAAAAUCUGGUAUCAUCUUGAAAUACAGAGCUCUCCUAGACCACCCACAAAAGUCAUGGAAAUAAAAUGUGUUGCUCUGGAGACAGUGUGCAUUGAAAUACCUAUCACUAAUCCAAAAAAUUCUGUUGUUCAUAUGGAAGUUAAAUUAACAAGUAUUGCUCUCAAUGGAGCUUUGGAAGUUACAUUGGAUCCACUAGAUUAUACCAACUAUAUUGUAUGGUAUUGUCCAGCAAGCACAGGUUGUAAAGAAGAAAGUGUGAUUUUUCAGCCUAUAAUGGGUGAAGAAUUCUGGUACUUACUGAAAUUUACUGUGGAAUUACCAACACCAGUAGCCAUGCCAGAAGUAAAGUGUGAUCUUGGAGACUAUGUUUCUCAGAUAAUCUCCUUAGAAAAUCCUACAUAUGAAACUUUAGAAAUGCGUGCAACGAACAGUAACCCUGCAAAUUUUAUUCUGGAUAUCAAUAAAAAUUCAUCUGUAACUUUACCUCCUCACUCCAGCAAAAGCUUGACAGUUUACUUUUUUCCUUCUGGACUUGGUAGAGCUGGUCAUCAAGCUUGUAUCAGUUUCCACUGUAAACAGUUCAAAGAAUGGAAUUUUCACCUCUCUGGAGUAGGACUAUUCCCCAGGACUCUGGACACGCAAAGAGUAAUAACACCUCUCGGCUAUCAUUCAUCUCUCAUUAUAAAUUUCCAAAAUCCCACCCUGGAGUGCGUCAUCAUUGACAUCAUACUAACAAGUCAGGAAGAUUCUAGGCAACUUGUUGCUGAUCAAUGCUGGGACAGUUUCAUGCAUGAAACAUCUGCCUUCCACAUUAGUACUAUGAAUCGUGUACAUGGAAUAUCUCUGCCUCCUAGAGGAACCAUAGAUAUCCCAGUGUUUUUUGUACCUAAAACUAUGAAAUUAUACAAAACAAUGAUCAUUAUUCAAAUGAUGAGAGCUAAUAAAGAAAAUUGGCACAUAGACAAUUUUGAUGAAUUGGAUGAAGACACCAAAAGAAAUUUGGUAAUACGUAGUGAAGACAUUCCAGAUAUACAUUGGGUGUACCCUAUUAUCGGACUCCCACAGGCACCAUUCCCAAAAGGCCCUCAAGCUGUCAUAAAAUGUCAGUCCAAGAAACAGGUGGAACACGCUGUAGAAGUUACACUGACUGGUCAUUUUUUUGGACCAGAUCCUACCCCAGAGUUGACGGAAUUUUCAGUGAUUCCAAAAAAACAGCCAUAUAACUUUUGUGGAGAUUGCCAUGAAAUACCUCAAAUACGCGAAUUUGAGUAUGAAAUUCUAUAUGACUCUGAAAUGAUGAAGUGUAACUUGACAUCCUGUCUGUCUUUACAACUGAUCAAGAAAUCUUACAGUAUCAAGAAUGAAACAAUAUCAUUAUUCUUUGCUGUGAAAUUUGCUCCAAAGAGACCGUUGAGGGCUCAUAUCACACUGAAAAUUGAAUGCUUAACACAAGGAAUUUGGAAGUUUCCCAUAAUGCUGAUUGCUACUGAUCCUGAUGUGGACGACGUUAUUAACAUUAGAGGAAUUGGUUUAUUUAAGGAAUCUGUUGUUACCUUCAGGCUGACAAGUCAGACAAGACAUCCGGAGCCAUUUACAACGUUUUUCCUACCUGGCAGUGAUGAGGAAUUUUUCGUAAAACCUAGAGCUGGAGAACUUCCUGCUUGUAACAGUGAAGGGACUCUAAUUACUGUAGGAUUCACUCCUCGAAUGUACAGCAAGACACACAAAGCCACAUUGGUGAUACAGACAUCACAUAUGUACUGGAUGUAUGAGAUCAAUGGAUUACCUCCGAAAACCGUGCCACCGCUACACAUACAAGCUAAAGUUAAGUCAACAAACCAGAAAUGCUACAGCAUACCAAUUAUUCGGCGUGACUUUCUGCAUGAAAAUGCUCAGCUCCUAAGGACCGGAGUGUCCUCUACCAUAAAGGGUGCGCCUUUGGUGACAAAGAAAAAAUAA
This is a messenger RNA of Ochotona curzoniae (black-lipped pika), 9510 nucleotides long. RefSeq names its product cilia and flagella associated protein 47 (gene CFAP47). The transcript has 66 exons. NCBI's taxonomy places the organism in Eukaryota, Metazoa, Chordata, Mammalia, Lagomorpha, Ochotonidae. Gene Ontology annotation, molecular function: protein binding. The coding region runs from base 1 to 9510 and encodes 3169 amino acids. The record is from RefSeq and is a predicted model, not a curated record.